Molecule: messenger RNA, 2221 nt
Organism: Cylas formicarius (sweet potato weevil)
Lineage: Eukaryota; Metazoa; Arthropoda; Insecta; Coleoptera; Brentidae
Product: formin-binding protein 4-like
Exons: 9
Coding region: 109-2124 (671 amino acids)
Molecular function (GO): protein binding
Source: RefSeq, a predicted model, not a curated record
GAAGAUUUUAUCUAUGCUUGCGCCACAUAACCCGCAAUAUUUAUUAUUUUUGAUUUGCUGAAAUUGAUUUUAGUAGAAUUUUACUUUUUAAAUGAAGGAAAAGGUGCAAUGGAUGCGAAAGUUAACGAUUUUUUCAAUGAAAUAAAUGAAAUUUCUGUAAAAAAGGACAGUAACUCUCAUGGCGAUAUUAUUUGGCGCGAAUGCCAAGACGAGCUCACCGGAUAUCCUUAUUAUUGGAACACUCAAACUGACGAAGUUAGCUGGCAGAAGCCAAAACAGUUUAAAUCUCCACAAAAUCAAAAAAAGUCAAAAGCUUAUGAAAACAAGAAACUGGAACUCUAUGUACCACCUAAGGCUCCAUCUUUCCCUAAUCCGAACAUUUUAACAAACAACGCGGUAAAAAUAUAUUCAAUUCAAGAAAAUUCACAAAAGGGAUGUGUAUCUGAACAAAAAUUAAAGCAAGUGAGGCGUACACAGAGAUCAAGCGAUUCAGACGAUGAGAAAAUCGAGCUAAUUACAUCAUACGGAAGUGGAAGUGAUAGCGAAUCUGAUAAAAAGAAGCCCCACGUGAAGAGCAAAGACACAUGUAGUCAUGACAGUCAAUCAGACGAGGACGAUGAAAUCGAUAUACUGGCUAAAAUACAAAAAAGGGCAAAAGAAUUGAAAGCUCUAGGUGGAGAUGUACCUUCAGAAGUUAAAUCUAUUAUAGAACAAUCUCCCUUAAGGGAUAAACCGGCAACAGCUGCAAACAAGGAAAUUGCGGGAUUUUCAUUAGUAGCUGGUUACAGUGACUCGGAAGAGGAAGAUGAGGACUAUGUUAAGCCUGUUGGAACAACGGUUGAUACAAUUUCGCCAUUUAUUAAUCCGCCCAUGAAACCCGCAGAAAUUUCACACAGCACUUUGUUUCCUAUUGCUAAACCGGUCGAUAUUAAUGAUUUUGCCACAUCGGAAGAGAGUAAAAUUUCCAAUGUGCCCGAAAGUGAGCAGCUAGAUUUAUCCACGCGGGCCUUCCAAAGAAAGAGACGUAUCGGUGUGUCGCUGGUAAAUAGCGGCAAGAAAAAAGAGGUCGAGGAGAGCGAAUUUAAAGGUCUCGGUUUUAAGACGGAGAUUAUUACAGUUGAAAACGCUGAGAAAGAUGCAGUGUACUCGAGAUUUCAGAAGGGCGGCGUUAUGUUUGUUAAAUCAGACGUGUUAAACCCUAACCCCGUCAUCAAUGAAGGAAAAAAAGACGCUGAAAGUGCCGAUACUAUUUCAAGUAACAAAGAAACGACUGAAGAGAUUUACACUACCCUUAAAGAGAAACUAAUGUUUUUAAGCGAAAGUAGAGAGGCUGUGUCGCCAGUUCAAACUAUGCUCAUCCAAGCUGAAACAUUAUUCCUAGCAAUGAAAGGUGACGGACUGAAAGUUUCCUAUCUUCACAGAUGGUUGCAUGAAACUUGUUCAGAACUGCUUCAUUUGGAAAAAGAAGCAGCGCCAGAUGGAUGGCUUCUUCAGUGGGAUAGAUCUCAUAAGCGGUAUUAUUACCAAAAUCAAAACACGGGCGAGAGCCAGUGGGAAUACCCCCAGCCGGACAUAACCAGAUGCGAUGACGCGAUGGACAUAUGCACCACGCCGCCCCCGCCGCCGGAACAGGCCCCCGUGCCCGUUACACCACCCCUACCACCGACCAUACGCAGCCCCACUCCUCCCCCACCACCCGUCAUAAGUUUAUCUGACGUUAAUGUUCGCGCGAAUGCUACAGAUGGCCAAAAUAUCACCUUCGACGUGCCUCUACCUCCUAGUCCAAAGAGAAGCGUCCAUUUCGACGGCGAACCACUGCCACCGGGUGUGGAAUUGCCCGAACCCAAUAGCUCGUACAAAAACUUGCCGGUUCAAGAAAAUGCGGAUGAUUUGACUUCCGCCUUGGAUUCAUUUUAUUCAGAAAUUGCGGCGGCGACGACGCCGACCGAAACGCCUCCUGUCGGACCGACUUGCGAUGACGCAACGCCACAGGCGGAACUUAAUUUAGGGGAGCCGGUGAAGAAAAAAAAGAAAAAGGUAAAGUUAGCUCAGGGUCUGGCGAUGAAGAAAAAAGGCGUGUCACAAUUAGUGGAGAAGUGGAAGAAUGUGCAAAAAGAUUUUUGACUUUACUCACAGCGUAUAUAUCUGUAUGGUUUGUGUUGAGUGAGAAAAUGUCCCUGAUAAUGAAGAAAUAGUGUAAAAAUAAAAUUAUUAUUUAUUA